AUGCCGGUCCCGGGCCUCCGCCGUGCUUCUUGGGCCAGUCGAUCGUCCGUCGACGACUCUCCCGCCAGUGGAGAAGAUGAGGUCGUCGAGCCCGACCAGGGAAAUGUGCUUUCCCACAUCAUUUCCCAGCUGCGGCCGGGCGCCGACUUGAGUCGAGUCGUGCUGCCGACCUUCAUUCUCGAGCCCCGGUCCAUGCUGGAGCGCAUCACCAAGUAUGUCCCGCACCGCUGCGGUCCGCGGCCUGGAAUCCCCAAGUUCCCCAGCGUUGGGCGCUUCGCUAACAUCCAAAACAGCUUCAUGGCCCACCCCGAAACCCUCCUCCCCAUGUCCACGAUUGACGAUCCGGUCGAGCGCUUUGUUUCGGUGAUCAAGUUUUACCUGAGUGGGUGGCACAUCAAGCCUCCAGGUGUGAAGAAGCCGUUGAAUCCCAUUCUUGGCGAGACGUUCACUUGCUACUGGGACUAUCCCGACAACACGCGUGGAUACUAUGUUUCGGAGCAAACCUCUCACCACCCGCCCAAGUCGAGCUACUUUUUUAUGGCCCCCGAGCACAACAUCCGCAUUGAUGGAACCCUCAAACCCCGCAGCAAGUUCUUGGGCAACUCCGCUGCCAGUAUGAUGGAAGGAAUUGCGAUCCUGCGGCUACUGAACCGCGGCGAGGACAAGGAAAAGGGCGAGCGAUAUAUUUUGACCCAACCUAACAUGUACGCUCGCGGAAUUCUAUUCGGGAAGAUGAAGUAUGAGCUCGGCGACCACAGCUACGUGCGAUGCCCGGAGAAUAGCCUUUUGGCCGAUAUCGAAUUUAAGACCAAGGGCUACUUUUCAGGUACAUAUAAUGCUAUCGGGGGCACGAUCAAGAACGAGAAGACUGGCGAGGUGCUCUAUGAAUUGUCUGGUCUCUGGAACGGCGAGAUGCACCUAAAGAACGUCAAGACCCAUCACAAGGAGAUUCUGUUUGACGCGACACACGCGAAGCACUCGAAACCAAUUGCGCGCCCGCUCGACGAGCAAGGAGAACGGGAAUCGCAGCGUCUCUGGCUCGAGACGGUCAAGGCAAUCAACGCGCGGAAUCACGAGGCUGCGACGGACGAGAAGACCAAGAUUGAAGAUCGCCAACGAGACGAGGCCGCCAAGCGCGCCGUCGAAGGUGUUGAAUGGCAUCCCCGGCUGUUCCGCGCGGUCGAGGGUGGACCUGGUGACCGAGAUGAAGGAGAGGAGGACCUCGAUUGGAUCAUCAACGCCGAUGUUGACUCGCAUAACCCCGAGGUUGCCAAGAAGCAGAUUCUCGCCAUCGCGCCUAUCGUCAAAGGCCAAUCAGCAGGGACUAGCGCCGAUGGAGAUCACUUGAACAACACUGUGCAGCGAAAGGACACUCAACUCGGGGAUGUAGAAGAAUUCGUGGAUGCAGAGGAAAACCAAUGA
Molecule: messenger RNA, 1422 nt
Organism: Penicillium argentinense
Lineage: Eukaryota; Fungi; Ascomycota; Eurotiomycetes; Eurotiales; Aspergillaceae
Product: OSBP family protein
Exons: 8
Coding region: 1-1422 (473 amino acids)
Cellular component (GO): cytosol; membrane; cortical endoplasmic reticulum
Molecular function (GO): sterol binding
Source: RefSeq, a predicted model, not a curated record